Messenger RNA from Papaver somniferum (opium poppy), 1835 nucleotides. RefSeq names its product guanosine nucleotide diphosphate dissociation inhibitor 1. The transcript has 13 exons. The record is from RefSeq and is a predicted model, not a curated record. Gene Ontology annotation, molecular function: Rab GDP-dissociation inhibitor activity. Bases 216 to 1550 code for a protein of 444 amino acids. Gene Ontology annotation, cellular component: cytoplasm. Gene Ontology annotation, biological process: vesicle-mediated transport; protein transport; small GTPase-mediated signal transduction. Lineage: Eukaryota; Viridiplantae; Streptophyta; Magnoliopsida; Ranunculales; Papaveraceae.
AUUCUUGUCUUCUCCUUUUUCUAUUUAUUUAUUCACAACAUCUAUAUAUAUUAUUUAUAUUCACAACAUCUAUAUAUAUUUUUGUUCAUCAUGUUAUACAUAUAUAAAUAUAAUCGACAGUAACACCAGUUUGGAAACCCUUACCCUCUGUUCUCUUAGACACACGAGCAAGCACUGUCUAUCUCUCUAGAUCUCUGAUCUUCUGUUUUAUCGCCAUGGAUGAAGAGUAUGAUGUUAUAGUUUUAGGAACUGGUCUCAAAGAGUGCAUUCUCAGUGGUCUUCUCUCUGUUGAUGGCCUCAAGGUUUUGCACAUGGAUAGGAAUGAUUAUUAUGGUGGAGAGUCUACUUCCCUCAAUCUCAUCCAGUUAUGGAAAAAAUUCAGGGGAGAUGAUAAGCCUCCUGCAUCUUUGGGCUCUAGCAGGGAUUACAAUGUGGAUAUGAUCCCAAAGUUCAUGAUGGCGAAUGGAACUUUAGUGCGAGUGCUCAUUCAUACAGAUGUUACAAAGUAUUUGAACUUUAAGGCCGUGGAUGGAAGUUUUGUGUUUAAUAAAGGAAAGGUUCACAAGGUGCCAGCAACCGACAUGGAGGCACUUAAAUCUCCACUAAUGGGCCUGUUUGAAAAGCGACGUGCCCGUAAAUUCUUCAUAUAUGUCCAAGAUUAUGAAGAAAACAAUCCCAAGACACACGAGGGAUUAGACCUCACAAGAGUUACUACGAGGGAACUUAUUGCCAAAUAUGGUCUUGAUGACAACACUAUCGACUUUAUCGGUCAUGCUCUGGCACUCCAUAGGGAUGACCGCUUUAUUAAUGAACCUGCUCUGGAUACUGUUAAGAGAAUGAAGCUUUAUUCCGAGUCUCUAGCACGUUUUCAAGGAGGUUCACCAUAUAUUUACCCUUUAUAUGGGUUAGGAGAACUCCCACAGGCCUUUGCUAGGUUAAGUGCUGUUUAUGGUGGGACGUACAUGUUAAACAAACCUGAAUGCAAGGUUGAAUUUGAUGAAGAAGGAAAGGCAUGUGGUGUCACAUCCGAAGGAGAAACUGCUAGGUGCAAGAAAGUUGUGUGCGAUCCUUCAUACUUGUCUAACAAGGUAAGGAAGGUCGGAAAGGUUGCAAGGGCUAUCUGUAUCAUGAGCCAUCCCAUUCCAAAUACAAAUGACUCCCACUCCGUGCAAGUCAUCCUGCCACAGAAGCAACUUGGCCGCCGAUCAGACAUGUAUCUGUUCUGCUGCUCUUACUCGCACAAUGUUGCUCCAAAAGGAAAAUUCAUUGCAUUUGUAUCAUCGGAAGCGGAGACCGAUAAUCCAGAGACUGAACUGAAAGCAGGAAUAGAUCUUCUUGGUCCGGUGGAUGAGAUAUUCUAUGAUGUUUAUGAUAGAUAUGAGCCAGUUAAUGAACCUUCAUUGGACAAUUGUUUCAUAUCAACGAGUUAUGAUGCAACAACACACUUUGAAUCGACCGUCAUGGAUGUUCUCGGCAUGUAUACCAUGAUUACUGGCAAGGUACUAGAUCUUAGCGUGGAUCUAAGCGCUGCGAGUGCUACUGAAGAAUGAUAAUGACUUCCUACAUUCAAAUGAAGAAAUUAGCUAUGGAGAAUGAAUGAUGUGUGUUGUACUGUGCUGGUUUUUCUGUUUUCAUACUAUGGUUGGUUGGUUGGCCAUGUUACCUACAUUCCUUUCAUUCAGUUUCGUUUUCAUCCCUCUUUCUUAUCUUGUGGAGAUAAUUUCAGUCGAACAUCAGUGAAUAUUGUGCUCUGGUGCUGCAUGCACUACUUACAUUUGAUUCUAUGCGCAAUCGUUUUAUGUCGGUUAGAUGUAUAUUUAUUCCUGGAGUUUCAU